Messenger RNA from Orcinus orca (killer whale), 6633 nucleotides. It is a transcript of the gene ABCF1, whose product is annotated as ATP binding cassette subfamily F member 1. The coding region runs from base 77 to 2611 and encodes 844 amino acids. Gene Ontology annotation, molecular function: ATP hydrolysis activity; ATP binding. The transcript is spliced from 25 exons. NCBI's taxonomy places the organism in Eukaryota, Metazoa, Chordata, Mammalia, Artiodactyla, Delphinidae. The record is from RefSeq and is a predicted model, not a curated record.
CCUCGUUCCGGGCCCCAAGCUGCCGGAACCGGAAAUAGCGCCCGGCGCCGACAAGACUGCAGUAACUGCCAUCGCGAUGCCGAAGGGACCCAAGCAGCAGCCGCCGGAGCCCGAGUGGAUCGGGGACGGAGAGACCACGAGCCCCACAGACAAAGUGGUGAAGAAAGGGAAGAAGGACAGGAAGACCAAAAAGACGUUCUUCGAAGAGCUGGCAGUAGAAGACAGACAAGCUGGGGAAGAAAAGAAAGUGCUCAAGGAGAAGGAGCAGCAACAGCAGCAGCAGCAGCAGCAGCAGCAAAAAAAGAAGCGAGAUGCUCGAAAAAGCCGUCGGAAAAAGGAUGUGGAUGAUGACGGAGAGGAGAAGGAGCUCAUGGAGCGUCUUAAGAAGCUCUCAGUGCCGGCCAGUGAUGAGGAGGAUGAGGUACCUGCCCCAGUACCCCGAGGAGGGAAGAAAACCAAGGGUGGUAAUGUUUUUGCAGCCCUGAUUCAGGAUCAGAGUGAGGAAGAAGAGGAGGAGGAAGAAAAACAUCCUCCUAAGCCAGCCAAGCCAGAGAAAAAUCGGAUCAAUAAGGCUGUAUCUCAGGAACAACAGCCAGGGCUCAAGGGCAAAAAGGGAAAGGAGGAGAAGUCAAAGGGGAAGGCCAAGCCUCAAAAUAAAUUUGCUGCUCUGGACAAUGACGAGGAGGAGAAUGAAGAGGAAAUAACAAAAGAAGAGGAACCACCCAAGCAAGGGAAGGAGAAGGCCAAGAAGGCAGAGCAGGGCUCAGAGGAAGAAGGAGAGGAGGAGGAGGAGGAAGGGGAGUCCAAGGCUGAUGGUCCCUUUGCUCACCUUAGCAAGAAGGAGAAGAAGAAGCUAAAGAAACAGAUGGAGUAUGAGCGCCAGGUGGCUUCAUUAAAAGCAGCCAGUGCUGCUGAAAAUGACUUCUCCGUGUCGCAAGCAGAGGUGUCUUCCCGCCAGGCCAUGUUAGAAAACGCAUCUGACAUCAAGCUGGAGAAGUUCAGCAUCUCCGCCCACGGCAAGGAGCUGUUUGUCAACGCAGACCUGUACAUUGUCGCCAGCCGCCGCUAUGGGCUGGUGGGACCCAAUGGCAAGGGCAAGACCACUCUCCUCAAGCACAUCGCCAACCGAGCCCUGAGCAUCCCUCCCAACAUCGACGUGCUGCUUUGUGAACAGGAGGUGGUAGCCGAUGAGACGCCGGCCGUGCAGGCUGUUCUCCGAGCCGACACCAAGCGCUUGAAGCUGUUGGAAGAGGAGCGGCAGCUUCAGGGACAGCUGGAGCAGGGCGAUGACGCGGCUGCUGAGAGGCUCGAGAAGGUGUAUGAGGAAUUGCGGGCUACCGGGGCAGCAGCUGCAGAGGCCAAAGCCCGCCGGAUCCUGGCCGGUCUGGGCUUUGACCCUGAGAUGCAGAAUCGACCCACACAGAAGUUCUCGGGGGGCUGGCGCAUGCGCGUCUCCCUCGCCAGGGCGCUAUUCAUGGAGCCCACGCUGCUGAUGUUGGAUGAGCCCACCAACCACCUGGACCUCAACGCUGUCAUCUGGCUCAAUAACUACCUCCAAGGCUGGCGGAAGACGCUGCUCAUCGUCUCUCAUGACCAGGGCUUCCUGGAUGACGUCUGUACCGAUAUCAUCCAUCUUGAUGCCCAGCGGCUCCAUUACUACAGGGGCAAUUACAUGACCUUCAAGAAGAUGUACCAGCAGAAACAGAAGGAACUGCUGAAGCAGUAUGAGAAGCAGGAGAAAAAGCUGAAGGAGUUAAAGGCGGGCGGCAAGUCCACCAAGCAGGCGGAAAAGCAAACAAAGGAAGCCCUGACUCGAAAGCAGCAGAAGUGCCGGAGGAAAAACCAGGAUGAGGAGUCACAGGAGGCCCCUGAGCUCCUGAAGCGGCCCAGGGAGUACACCGUGCGCUUCACGUUCCCUGACCCACCGCCGCUCAGCCCUCCGGUGCUGGGCCUGCACGGUGUGACGUUUGGCUAUGAGGGGCAGAAACCACUCUUUAAGAAUCUGGAUUUUGGCAUUGACAUGGACUCAAGGAUCUGCAUCGUGGGCCCUAACGGUGUGGGGAAGAGCACCCUGCUGCUGCUGCUGACAGGCAAGCUGACGCCGACUCGUGGGGAAAUGAGGAAGAACCACCGGCUGAAAAUUGGCUUCUUCAACCAGCAGUAUGCAGAGCAGCUGCGCAUGGAGGAGACGCCCACCGAGUACUUGCAGCGGGGCUUCAACCUGCCCUACCAGGAUGCCCGCAAGUGCCUGGGCCGCUUUGGCCUGGAGAGUCACGCCCACACCAUCCAGAUCUGCAAACUCUCUGGUGGGCAGAAAGCCCGAGUUGUGUUUGCAGAGCUGUCCUGUCGGGAGCCCGAUGUCCUCAUCUUGGACGAGCCCACCAAUAACCUGGACAUCGAGUCUAUCGACGCUCUUGGGGAGGCCAUCAACGAAUACAAGGGUGCUGUGAUCGUCGUCAGCCAUGAUGCCCGACUUAUCACAGAAACCAGCUGCCAGCUGUGGGUGGUGGAGGAGCAGAGUGUUAGCCAGAUCGACGGCGACUUCGAAGACUACAAGCGGGAGGUGUUGGAGGCCCUGGGGGAAGUCAUGGUCAGCCGGCCCCGAGAGUGAGCUUCCCUUCCUGGACAUCCCCUCGUCUCCUCUCCACUCGGAAGUCUGCUCUGGUCUGCAGCUGGCGCAGUAGCUACUCGGGUACAUGAAGGCGGAGUGUGGUCUUGAUGUGACCAGGAUACCGCUUCGAUUGCUUCCUCUUCUCUGAAAGACUUGUCUGAUUGCUCUCUUCAGAUAACUGAGCUGGCCUUGUUCUUGAAAUCCCUCCGUACAAGCAGAGGUGACCUUUGUUAUGGGGUUCCAUCCAGCCAAGCUCAUGUGGCCAGUUAUCUGAGACUCUGUCCUCAGAAGCCUGCGUCUGGUCCGCCUCAAAGCUUCAGGCCCAGCUGCUGCCCUGUUCUGUGAGUGGUGCUGCUUUUUUUGGUGGAUUUAAUGCUGACCUAACUGAUACAAACAGCUGGUGCAGCUCAGAGCUGGAGGAGAGUUCUGAGGCCUGUGCUGUCACCCAGGAUUUGGUGCCUGCAGUCUCUAGUCUGGUUGGGGACUUGGGGGCAGGAAAGGAAUGCUGCUGAACUCGAAUCACCCUUUACAAGGGGAAGAAAUAAAGGAAAGGAGUUGCGCCGCCCUGUCACUGUUUGGAGAUUUCAUGGGAGCUGGAACUGUUCUUACUCUUGAUUUGCUUUGUUCAGUUUACUAGCAGCAGUUAGUAUCCUCUCUUCCCCACCAGUACAGGUGGGUCUAACUUGCAGUCUUACCGCACUUUAGGUGGUGCUCACUGUUUGAGGAGCCUCCCUCCCUUCCCACAGCCCUUCCGACAAGGACAAAGGAAAGUGAGUCAUCCCUUCCAACUAGGACACUCGGGUUUCUCACUAUCCAAGCUCCGCCCUGGUAUCAGGGACCAGAGACCUGAUCCUCCCAAAAGUUACUAAAUCAGCCAACAUGUACAGCACCGUGCAGUUUGCAAGAAGGGAAGAGACAAGGUCUGCCUUCAUGAAUAGUCUAGAGAAGACUUAGAAAGUAAGACAUGAGUGUAUAGCGUGAUACAAUUAAUUGCCAGAUGUGUGGUGCUCUAGAUUCUAAGUUGCCUUGAGCUCAUAGAAGAGAAAGAUUAUCUAGAACUUGAUUAUUUGGUGGGAUCACUUGAGAGUGGACCUUGAAAAAGUAAGGAUUUUUUUAAAAAAUUAUUUCUUUAUUGUUGGCUGCGUUGGGUCUUUGUUGCUGCGCGCAGGCUUUCACUAGUUGCAGCGAGUGGGGCUACUCUUCGUUGUGGUGUGGAGGCUUCUCAUUGCAGUGGCUUGUCUUGUUGCGGAGCACGGGCUCUAGGUGUGCAGGCUUCAGUAGUUGUGGCACAUGGGCUCAGUAGUUGUGGCUCAUGGGCUCUAGAGCGCAGGCUCAGUAGUUGUAGCACAUGGGCUUAGGUGCUCCACAGCAUGUGGGAUCUUCCCAGACCAGGGCUUGAACUGGUGUCCCCUGCAUUGGCAGGUAGAUUCUUAACAACUGCACCACUAGGGAAGUCCCAGGAUUUUAGUAGUGAGGAACAGGGAGCCAUUUUUGGAACAUAGGAAAAGAGCAGGUCUAAGGCAGAUCUAAAGAAGAAAGAACUAUUUGAGAGUUAAUGAGAGAACAUGGCUGGUGUGGCCACUUUUCUUAUUAGAGUUAGAUUGGAGAGAUGGGUUUGGAAAGUAAAACCCAAGUGGCAAGUGGUUGGUUGGUGGUGAUUUCAGGUAGUGAUGGGCUUUAGAGACUUAUGGGAUGGGCCCCAGAACUUUCGCUGUGGGGAUGAGCUAAUAAAUCCUGAAUUAGGAUACGAGAGAGAGGGAUACAAGGCAAGGACAGAUGGAAAGAGCCAGGUGUGGGAGUUGGAGAGAGGAUGGUCAGAUGUGUGCAGUUCCGGGGGAAAUAUGAAGAACCAUUUAAGAUUUCCUAAGUUGGGGUGUCUAAUUUGGGGAAGUUAUUUUCUGGCCAAAUAAUACUGGACCUCAAUUAUGAGUUUUACGCUAAAAGUGAAGGUUUGGUGUGAAGAUGAUUGAAGAGGUGCCGUUGGGUACAUCUCCAAGUUAGAUAUAAAGGAACACCCCUUAUGGAAUUUGAGGGAAAAGCAUCAGGGUCUUGUGCCAAGUAAGAUGUUACAUGUGAAAGUAUUCUCCACAAUUCCACAAAGUCGGUGUGUCGUAGAACAGUGGGAGCAGGCUUCAAGUCCACUACUAGUGGGGUGACCUUGGACUUAGCCUCUUGGUACCUGUUUCCUCAUUUGUAACAUGAAGGUGAUAAAAAGCCCCUACCUCACAAGGUUAUUAAGGGAUUAAGUAAUUAUUUGUGAAGGGCUUUAAUUUUUUUUUUUUUUUUUACUUUUGUUACAUGUAUUUCAUGUACACUCUACACUUUGCACUUAAAUUUUUCAGUUCAGUAGUCUAGAUGAGUUGUUACACAAAAUAGUUGGGAAUGUUGUUUAUAAAAUGAACACCAACAUUUUGCAUUUUAAGUGUUUGGCCGCUGAUUUCACUACAGAUACUUCAGAUGCUCCAAAAUAACUUCCAUCCAUGGGCACAAGUUUUAUUUCUUUCCUCAAUAUAUAUACUGUAAUAAUGCACUUUAAAUAUGGGCAAAAGAAUUACACUUCUUCAAAAAGAGCAGCAUAGAAAUGGAACUCGAAAGGAAAAAAUUACACAUUUACACAGUAGUACAGUGUGUGGGUAACCCAAAGCCUGAAAAAUGGAAUUUAGUUAACAAUUAAAUAUUUUUAUUCAUGACCUUUGUCACCUACAAAUCAUGCACUAAUAUGGUUCAUAAUGAGCACUGUAGAAGUGUUAUAAAAAAUUACUCUUCUCCACACCUUCCUAAUGAGGAAACAGACUCAGAGACGCUGACGUGCCCAUGGUCACCCAGCCUGGAAAGGAGAGUUCCUGGGAUGGGGGCCCUAGUUUUCUGAUGCCAGUGCCCUUGGCGUCCUCCCUCAUCUGUAGAAUAUGGACAGGAUGACCAAAGGAUGAGUCCUUGAGGGGCAUGAGAGCCAAGGCAGGACUGUGUUUUAGGAACAUGUGAGAGACGUUUUAGGGAAGUCUGUCAGCACUACAGUGGGAAAGAUGAAAGUCAGGAAGGAGCCCUGUGGCCAUACACAACUCAGACGAGGCCUGGGAAUGUGAGAAGUUGCCCUUGUGCUGCCGGUGCUGGUGCAGCAGCUGAGACGCUUGAACUGGUGGCUGCUCUAGGGCAGUGGUUCUCAGCAUGUCCUAGACCAGCGGCAGCGGCAUCACCUGGAGUUUGUUAGAAGUGCAAAGGUAGGAACUCAGUGGUGCCUUUGGAGCAUGUCACAGGAAACAUGGUGUUAGGAGAGAAAGGGUAGGGGUCACCUUUAGCUUGAGUGAUUAGGGAAGACUUCUCAGAGGAAGUGACAUUAAUUAAAACCAAGGCCUGUAGGUGGAGAAGGAACCAACUAGAUGGGUGAGAAAGAGCCUUCAGCAAGGCACCAGAAUGUGCAGAGGCUCAGAAGCUGGAAAGAGCUUGACUUGGUCAGGACCAUGGCUUGAGCUUAGAGCUUGAGCAGCGGCCAGGACGUGGGGUCUUAUAAACGUUGAUAGGGAGUUGGGAUAUGGUUCUAGGAGUAAUAGAAGGCAGUGUGUACGCAGGAGUGUGAAUUGACCUGGUUUUCAUUUUCACAAAAUUGCUCUGGCUGCUGGGUGAAGAGUGGUGGGUGGGAGGGAGACAGGAAGAGGAGAUGCCAGGAGAGGCGAGCAGGAGGAGAUAUCCUCCUUCCUCUAAGAAAGGAAAGGAGAUAAUGUAGACUCAGAUAUUUUCAGGUGAAGAGAAGGGGAAAUGGUGCUCACGUAGGAUGGGGCUAACUUUCUCAGGAGAUUUGGUGCCAGAGAAGGGAGAGGAGUUAGGAGUUGCCAGGCAGCAGUGAAUGUUGAGUCAGUGCUAGUAAUUUGUACUGGGCCAAGAUGGUAGGAUUUUCAACAUUAUAUUUACUGCCUGGGAGCAGGAAUGGGAGAAGUAGAAUAAUGGUGAUUCAGAAUUGGAGACUGCACUGGUGUGCUUGGGGAAGGGUUGACAGAAAAGUCAAAAGUUAAUAGGUUAUUUAGGGA